GCAGCUCUCACACUACAAAAAAAAAAAAAAGAAAAGAAAAGAAAGCCCUCGCUAUGGAUUGUAUGUAUUUAUUGAUGUGCUUUUCACUCAGUCACGUAUUUUUGGAUCAUAUUCUCGCUGCAGAAACACAUGAAAAACUCUCUGGAAAGUUAAGUGAAUAUGGUCUUAUCGUGCCAUUCAGCACAGACUCCCAUGGCCGGUACAUUUCUCACGUGGUCUCUGCUGGAAGUGGAAGUAAAGGUGGUGCUGCUGCUGCUGGUGGAGCCGCCGCCGCUGCUGCUGCUGAUGCCUCCUCAACCUUUGGCAGCAGAAGAAGGGUGGCCCGCGGUGCCCCCGUGAUGCCCUCGGUCACCCCUGCCUCGGCUCAGCACUUGUUUUUCAAUGUCACCGUGUUUGGGAAAGAACUGCACCUCCGCUUGAGGGCCAACAGGAGGCUGGUGGCCCCGGGGGCUUUUGUGGAGUGGCAGGAGGACUUUGUGGAAAAGGCCAAGGAGCGUAUCCACGGGGACUGUGUUUUCACUGGAGAUGUGAGUGACAUGCCGGAGGCCUCCGUGGCUAUCAGCAACUGUGACGGACUGGCAGGUCUGAUCCGGACUGAUAAUGGGGAGUUUUUCAUCGAGCCCCUCGAGAAGGGCCAGCAGGACGUGGAAGUGAAGGGGCGUGUCCACGUGGUUUACCGCAGGUCGGCCAUCAAACGGGAGACGGGCCAGCGGAGGGAGGACCUCCACAAUGAAGUUGCAGACUUUGGGAUCGCGAACCUCCCUGCGGCUCUGGAUCUUGUCGAACAUAAACUGUCUGAGUCCGAGCGCAAGAGGAGGCACGCCAAGAAAGACGACUACAACAUCGAGGUGCUGCUGGCGGUGGACGACUCGGUGGUGCGUUUCCACGGCAAAGAGCACGUGCAGAAUUACGUCCUCACGCUCAUGAACAUAGUUGAUGAAAUCUACCACGACGAAUCCCUGGGAACCAACAUCAACAUCGUCCUGGUUCGCAUGAUAAUGGUCGGGUACCGACAGUCUAUAAGCCUGAUCGAGCGUGGCAACCCAUCCCGCAGCCUGGAGCAGGUGUGUCGGUGGGCCAACACGCAGCAGCGGCGCGACCCCGACCACGCCGAGUACCACGACCACGCCAUCUUCCUCACAAGGCAAGAUUUUGGUCCCGCAGGUAUGCAAGGUUACGCUCCGGUGACAGGGAUGUGCCACCCACUGAGGAGCUGCACUCUGAACCACGAGGACGGCUUCUCCUCCGCCUUUGUGGUCGCGCACGAAACCGGCCACGUGCUCGGCAUGGAGCACGACGGCCAGGGGAAUCGCUGCGCGGAUGAGACCAGUAUGGGCAGCAUCAUGGCGCCCCUCGUCCAGGCAGCUUUCCAUCGCUAUCACUGGUCACGCUGCAGCAAGCAGGAGCUCAAUCGAUACAUCCACUCCUAUGACUGCCUGCUGGAUGAUCCCUUUGAGCACAAGUGGCCCAAGCUUCCUGAGCUCCCCGGGAUAAAUUAUUCAAUGGACGAGCAGUGCCGCUUUGAUUUCGGUGUUGGAUAUAAAAUGUGCACCGCUUUUCGGACCUAUGAUCCGUGCAAGCAACUGUGGUGCAGCCACCCCGACAACCAGUACUUUUGCAAGACCAAAAAAGGUCCACCGGUGGAUGGGACGGAGUGCGCACCCGGAAAGUGGUGCUUCAAGGGCCACUGCAUCUGGAGAUCCAGCCAGCAGCCUCAGGGGCACGACGGGAGUUGGGGCUCCUGGUCGAAGUUCGGCACCUGCUCCAGAACGUGCGGCGGUGGGGUCCGCUCCCGCAACAGGCAGUGCAACAACCCCCCGCCUGCCUACGGGGGCCGAGACUGCCCCGGUUCCACUUUUGACUACCAGAUGUGCAACACGGAGGAGUGCGCUGGCCCGUACGAGGACUUCCGUGCUCAGCAGUGCGUCCAGAGGAGCAACAAAUACCACAAAAACAUCAAGCACACCUGGCUGCCGUACGAGCACCCAGAUGAGGGUCGUAAGUGCGAGCUGAGCUGCAAGUCAAAGGAAACAGGAGAGGUGGUGUUCAUGAACCAAGUGAUGCAUGAUGGGACCCGCUGCAGCUACUCUGAGCCCUUCAGCGUGUGCGCUCGAGGAGAGUGUCUGCACGUCGGCUGCGACAAGGAGGUCGGCUCCUACAAGCAGGAGGACAAGUGUGGAGUGUGUGAGGGGGACAACUCUCACUGUCGCACCGUGAAGCUGACGCUCACCAAGACCCCAAAAAAGAACGGACUGUUGAAAAUGUUCGACAUCCCAAUAGGAGCCCGUCACAUCGUUAUCGAGGAGAACGAGACUUCCCCUCAUAUAAUUGCUGUGAAGAAUCAAGUUACUGGAAACUUCAUACUGAAUGCAAAGAGUGAAGAUGCCGAAUCAAAGACCUUCAUCGAAAAUGGGCUACAGUGGGAGUAUUCGAUAGAUGCUGAGAAGGAGACGCUGAAAACAAGCGGUCCUCUGCAUGAAGGCAUUGUCGUGCUGGUCAUUCCCAUGGAAGAGGACGCAAAGAUCAGCUUGACGUACAAGUAUAUCAUACACGAGGACCUUCUACCACUGAUCACCAACAACAAUGUCCUUCUGGCGGAACUUGACACCUACGAGUGGGCGCUGAAGAGCUGGUCUCAGUGCUCCAAACCUUGUGGGGGAGGCAUACAGUACACAAAGUAUGGAUGCAGGAGGAAGAGCGACAGCCGUUUGGUCCAUCGUAACUUUUGCGAAACCAGCAAGAAGCCCAAACCCAUCCGGAAACGCUGCAAUGUUCAAGAGUGCAGCCAGCCCACGUGGGCGGUGGAAGAGUGGAGUCCCUGCAGUAAGACUUGCGGAAAACUCGGCUACCAGAGCAGAGUGGUGCAGUGCAUGCAGGCGCUCCACAACGGCACCAACAGGCCCGUACACAGCAAACACUGCACAGAGGAUCGGCCUGAAAUGAGGCGAGCCUGUAACCACACCGUGUGCCCUGCCCAGUGGAGGACAGGGGCGUGGUCUCAGUGUUCGGUGACCUGCGAUGAAGGGAUUCAGCAAAGACAGGUGGUCUGCAAAGCCAGCGACAACACCAUCGGAGAAUGCGAGGGCGAGAAACCGGAGACAGUCCUCAUCUGCAAACUGAGUCCAUGUCCAGGACAGCCUGUGUCUUCUCUCAACGUCGAAACGAUGGACAACUCCACCAUAAAAGAUGAAGCCAUACACCAGAGGGCUGCUGAAAACCCAGUUCACAAAAUCUCUUCAAAUGAACCGUGUCUGGGGGAUAAAUCGAUUUUCUGUCAAAUGGAGGUCCUUGCCCGUUACUGUUCCAUCCCUGGAUAUAAUAAGCUUUGCUGCGAGUCCUGCAACAAGAAGGAAAGCCUUGGCAUACAUGAUCCUGACCUCCAGAGCACCCCGGUGGCCUCUGUUGAACCCAACCCCUCCGCUCCUUCUCACCCUGCAUCAGCCACGCCUCAUCUACCCACUACGACCCAGAGCCCGCAGCAAACCACUAAAGCCAUCGGCAGACGGCUGCGCUCCACUGCCCCAGUGCCAACCAUGGCCGCCGCUGCUGCUGCUGAAGCCUCGCCAUCAACGGGUGCUGCUCCACCCCAGGGUCCCACCAGCGACUCCUUCCUCACAGCUGGGAAGGGAGACUCAGACCCGGGGCCUCUUCUACCUCCAGGGCCACCACAGCCCACAGCAGACUCCAGUGGAGGUGCCUCUAAAGAGCACAGUCCAAACAGCACUUUAGGCCAAGUCGCUGCCAGGUCAAGAAGGGACGAUUUAGGAUCCGAGAGGGACUCGAGUCACAGAACCCUGUCAGCUCCAAAAUGAACAGUGAGCGAUGUUGUGAACGUGCUGCUCAGUGAGACGGUCUCAUCCAUCAGCUCACCUUUUUGCAGCAUCUGAUAAAAGACUUGCAGUCUUGCUGCAGAUGUUUUUCUUUCUUUUUUUUUUUCUUUUUUUUUUUUACAAAGGUUUUUUUUUUUUUUUUUCCAUGCCAGUGAACUUAGACCAGACCAGAGAUGGUUACCUCAUCAAAACUCCGGAGUGAUCUGUGUGCAGCGUCGCUCUGCCCUCUGUGCUUCGAGUACAAAACGGAAGAAAAAAAAAAAAGUUGUCAGGUGCUGUAAACUAAAAAAAAAAAAAAAAACGACUACAAGACGUGUUCAAAAUGUGAUGACUGCAUUGCUACAUUCAUGUUUUUAUCUGUGUACAGUUGUGUAAGCCUGUUUUUUUCAAGUGCAUUAGAACUACUAUUGAACUUGUAUUGUGAACAUGUGAGGAGAGGUCAAAGGCCAUGGCUUUAGAGGUGCACGUGUCAGCUAUGGAAACUAGAGCGUGCCACCAGAAUAGUUAUAGACUCUGCCAGUGCAUUAAUAAGACAUUUUAAUGAUGCAGAAUAACAAAGUCAAUUUAAUAGAAUAUAAUAUAGAAUAGCAAAAAGUUAGUUUGAUGCCACUCUCAUAUCUGUACAUCAACUAUGGAGCCAGAGCCAGCCAACAGGCUCUUAGCUUAGCAUAAACACCAGAAACCAUGUGCCUAGUAGUAGGCAACAAGUUUUUCGUUUGGUUACAGGACAGAAAAAGUAAAUCAAAAAAUAGCUACACCAGUAUUUUUUUUUUUCAGUAUUCAGAAGUGUUAACAGAGCCCGGCUGUGUUUCUCCCUGCAGUGUCACCUUUAAUACCAAGCUAAGCUAAUCAUUUGAAAAGUAUUUAUUUUUUUCUCUCAUUUUAGCCAAGCUGUUAGCCUGCUAAACUUUUUCUUUGCAGUAUUUAGAGGUGUUGAUAGACUUAUCAAUUUCUCUUGUAUUGGAGCCAGGCGACGUUUCCCACUGCAUCCUGUCUUUAUGCUAAGCUAAGCUAAUCACAUUGUAACACCAGCGCCACGUUUAGAAUACAGGCAUGAGAGCGCUAAGGAUGAAAAUGUCACGUUUAUGGGCGCCGCCAUCUUUCAUCACAGUGUCGUCACUGCCCGGCUCAUUUGCGAACAGGUCGCAGCUGUCAAUCAUGAGGUUUGACCCCCUUUUUUUUCGGCAUCAAAUGACUAAUUGCAACCAAACUUUUCAGAAAAAUUAACUCUUUGAAACACAUCAGCAUCUUAACAACUAUAUAAGAUGGCAAAAUGGGACAAACUUAAUUGACUUUUUUUUUAAUUGACUUUUAUUGUAUUUUGAGUCUUUAGUGUGACCCUUGUCUCCUCUGAUAACAGGGAUGGAGCCGGGUCCGGUACUGCAGCCAGCCACCAGGGGGCAAUCAAUAUCUUUUGGCCUUACUUUUGGGCAGCUGCCAUCCAUCUUUUUAUAUCGUCAACGCAUCAAAACUGAUAUCAAUCAGAUCGCAUAAUUCUCAGCAAAAAAAAAUGUAAAAGUUGGGAUUUUAUUAUUAGUCAUUUAAAAGCCAAUGUGAUUAAUUAAGGUUAAUUUAUGUAGGUAAUUGAUUAGAAGUCUACAGUUAUUCCAGUGGCACACUCCAGACUCCACAGCCAUCACUCCUGGCAGGGAGCUUCUCGGCUUCUCUGUCCCCGGUGCUCUUUUCUUUUUUUUUUUUCUUGUUCCCCAACCCAACAUACUUGUGAUCAUCCUCACUGGUGAAAAAACAAAACAAAAACAAAAACAAACAGAAGAAGAAAAGAAAUCACGACUGUUGUAAAGCCAACCCCACUGUAGCACUCCCUCUGUCUUGCCUUUGUGGAAAGUCAGUCACGUAUGCUUUAAAAACAAAAAGAUUGAAGAAAAAAAACUCAAAUAUGUUAUUUUUUUUGUAACUGAUAUAUUUUUCAGAUAAUAAUGUAUAUAGUGUAAAUUUCAAGUUAUGAGAAAGAAAUUAACAACCAGGAGUUAGAACGUCAAGUAUGUUGCAAUUGGAAAAUACAGGCGAUGCUGUUAAGUCUACAGACUGUGGUUGGUCAUGCUGUCACACCAUUCCUGCAUUGCAGUUCAUAACAUCAUUAUGUUUUAUUGUAUAGUUCUUGUAUAUACGUACGUGAAUGAAAGCUUUAAAUGUUAAUAUUUAUUGAAUUUUUAAGUGGUAUGGAGAACAAAGUAAAACACAUUUGAAAGAA
Messenger RNA from Acanthopagrus latus (yellowfin seabream), 6042 nucleotides. RefSeq names its product A disintegrin and metalloproteinase with thrombospondin motifs 14. The coding region runs from base 54 to 3812 and encodes 1252 amino acids. Lineage: Eukaryota; Metazoa; Chordata; Actinopteri; Spariformes; Sparidae. Gene Ontology annotation, cellular component: extracellular matrix. Gene Ontology annotation, molecular function: metalloendopeptidase activity. The transcript has 22 exons. The record is from RefSeq and is a predicted model, not a curated record. Gene Ontology annotation, biological process: proteolysis; extracellular matrix organization.